This is a messenger RNA of Menidia menidia (Atlantic silverside), 714 nucleotides long. NCBI's taxonomy places the organism in Eukaryota, Metazoa, Chordata, Actinopteri, Atheriniformes, Atherinopsidae. The record is from the annotation of a GenBank genome assembly.
AUGGCAGCGUCAAACAACGGAUCCAACAUAACGUCGAACCACACGAACCAGUUCGUCCAGCCGCCGUGGCGCGUCGCGCUGUGGUCAGUCCCCUACACCUUUGUGGUGGCGGUGGCAGUGUUUGGAAACCUCAUUGUGAUAUGGAUCAUUCUCGCCCACAAGCGAAUGCGUACAGUCACAAACUACUUUUUGCUGAAUUUGGCGUUUUCGGACGCGUCCAUGGCCGCGUUUAACGCUUUGAUAAACUUUAUCUUCGCUGCCCACGGGGUGUGGUACUUCGGAGAAACCUACUGCAAGUUCCACAACUUCUUUCCAGUCACAUCCGUAUUCGCAAGCAUCUACUCAAUGACUGCAAUAGCUGUGGACAGAUACAUGGCAAUCAUCCACCCUUUGAAGCCUCGUCUGUCCGGAAAAGCCACGACGGGGGUCAUUGUCUGUAUCUGGGGCCUGGCAGUGGUUCUAGCUUUCCCUCUCUGCUACUUCUCCACAAUCCGAUCUCACCGUCAGAGGACCAUCUGCCUCGUGGCAUGGCCCCGCCUCAAAGAUGACACCCUGAAGUAUCAUAUCAUUGUUGCCAUCCUGGUGUAUGUGUUGCCUUUGGUGGUGAUGGGCAUCACUUACAGCAUCGUGGGGGUGACACUGUGGGGAGGUGAGAUUCCUGGAAACUCAUCAGAUAAUUACCAUGGACAGCUUCGGGCUAAAAGGAAGCAUUGA